Molecule: messenger RNA, 1130 nt
Organism: Spodoptera exigua (beet armyworm)
Lineage: Eukaryota; Metazoa; Arthropoda; Insecta; Lepidoptera; Noctuidae
Source: the annotation of a GenBank genome assembly
CUCUAUUCUACGUUUCGAUUUCGAAUUCCGGUUCCGACGAGACGUCAACGCUAAAUUUAUCCGAUUUUUAGUAUUUUCGCUAAUUAGUUUCCAUCAAAGAAUAAAAACUACACUCAAGCAUAAAUCCUGUGAUCACAGAAAAAAGAUUGCAAUACAUAAAUUUAAUCAUGCCACGCGGUAAGUUCACGAAUCACAAGGGCCGUAACCGCAAGUUUACGAGCCCAGAAGAGCUUGAAGAACAGCGGAAACAAGAAGAACAGAAGCAGAAAUGGAGAAAAGAACAUGGCAAGGAAAGUUCAAGUGAAGAAGAGUCGGAGGAAGAAAAAUCUGGUUCCGGGAGCGAAGACGAGAGUGAUUCAGAUGAUGAUAGACCAUCCAAAGCAAAGGGUGUAUCAGGCCUCAUUGAAGUAGAAAAUCCUAACCGUGUAGUGAAGAAAAACAAGAAAUUGAACAAUUUGGACAAUUUAGGUGAAGGAGAGAAACCUCAAUUAUCAAGGCGUGAACGAGAAGAAAUAGAAAAGCAACGUGCAGCUGCGGCGUACCAGAAGUUGCACGCGGAAGGCAAGACCGAGCAAGCGCGGGCUGACCUCGCGCGACUGGCCAUCAUCCGCCAACAGCGGGAGGAGGCCGCUAAACGCAGGGAAGCUGAGAAAAAGGCUAAAGAAGAAACACCUAAGAAGAGGUAGAUAAAUGAUGUGACGAGGUGCCGUUUCGCUGUUUCGCUCAUAAUCUCAGGCUAGGUGGCUUUCCGAAUCACUCCUAUUGAACAUUGUGAUCUUUUAUCUUAUACAAAAUUUGCAUAUGGAAUUGUCAGUUCAUGUAUAAUGCAUAAUAAGUCUCCAUCUAUGAUGUUGCGAAGCUUCCCUAGCUGCGACAUACUUUUCGUUUGAAAGCCCAUUGUUUCUUCAUUUGACUGAAAGAGAGCUUGGCUCUGCCAAGUCCUGUCAUCAAAUCUUGAGUCUAAAGUUGCAAACUGAAAAUUUAGUGUGUUACGCCGUUGUGGUGGCUAUCAUGUAGUCUUGUUGUUUUUAUAUAUCUAGGUAAAUUAAAUGUUUUAUUUACAUCAUGUGAGAAGCAUUAAUUUUAAAUAAAAUAUUUUAUAAAUGUCUACAUUAUGAAUAAAAGGGAAA